This is a messenger RNA of Pimephales promelas (fathead minnow), 3988 nucleotides long. RefSeq names its product NACHT, LRR and PYD domains-containing protein 3. The record is from RefSeq and is a predicted model, not a curated record. Lineage: Eukaryota; Metazoa; Chordata; Actinopteri; Cypriniformes; Leuciscidae. Gene Ontology annotation, molecular function: protein binding.
GAAACGCAUCAAAGAAAUAUGUUAUCGGUGCCCAUCCUUUUGAAGAAAACUUUUAACUGCAGUGUUUUGAUGGCACACAGUGAUUCUCCCCAUAGUUUCAAUCUUAUUCUGUCUCAAGUCCUUUUGAAAAAUGUAAUUUCUACUAGUUUUCUGAAAAAGUUCUGGUUUAAUCGGUUUAAGUUCUCACAGUCCUUAACGAAAACACAGAACUGAAAGGAGUUUCAAAGCAACUUCUGCUCAAGACAGUUCAAGUUCAGUGGAGGAACAAGAAACAUCUUCAUCAUUAUUCAUGAUCAUGUGAGAAUCUGUGAAUGGCGAUGGCGUCUGUUAAAGAGCUGCUUCUGAAUUCACUGGAAGACCUGAGAGAAGACCAUCUAAAGAAGUUUCAGUGGCACUUAGAGAACGAUCAGGAGAGAAUAACAAAGUCUGAUAUGGAGAAUGCAGAUAGGAUGAAUACUGUGGAUAAGAUGGUGGAGUGUUUCGGACCAGAAGAAGCUGUGAAGAUCACAGUGGAGAUCCUGAGGAAGAUGAACCAGAAUAAUCUGGUUGAGCAGCUGGAGAAAAAUCACAAGCAACACAAGCAAGGUUCAGCCACUCUACCCGAUUACACAGAGGCCAGCUGCAGACUGAAGGACACAUUAAAACAGGAGUGUGAGCGGAUAUUGGUUGGUAAUUCACAGACAGGUCAUCGGAAAAACCUGAACGAUAUCUACACUGAUUUAUAUGUGGUGGAGAAUGAGACUGGAGGAAGAGUGAAUGAGCACGAGGUGAUACAGAUCGAGUCUCACAACCGACCGACUGCCAAGGAGACGGCAAUAAAGUGUAAUGACAUGUUUAAACAAAACUCAAAGGUACUGACGAUGGGGAUCGCAGGAGUAGGAAAAACUGUCUCUGUCAAUAAAUUCAUCCUUGACUGGGCUGAAGGAAAAGAAAAUUGGGAUAUAACCUUUGUUUUUCCUCUUCCAUUCCGUGAGCUAAACCUGAUUACAGAGGACUGCAGCCUCAUGGAAAUGCUGCACGAACACUUCUUUAGUGAUCCUAAAGAACUGCCCUCUCUUCCUAAAGGUGACAGGAAGGUCUUGUUCAUUUUUGAUGGACUGGAUGAAUGUCGCUUCCCUUUGAGUUUUGAAGAUGGUGUCAGAUUUACAGAUGUUCACAAAAAAACAACAGUGAGUAAGAUAAUAACAAGCCUCUUUAAGAGACACCUGGUUCCCUCUGCUCUCAUCUGGAUCACUUCCAGACCAGCAGCAGCCAGUCUGAUUCCCCGUGACUACAUUGAUCAAGUGACAGAGGUGCGAGGAUUUAACGAUGAGCAGAAAGAGCAAUACUUCAUCAAAAACAGCAGUCCUGAGGUUGCUCGAAAACUCGUCAGUCACAUCAAGAAAUCCAGGAGCCUGUACAUCAUGUGCCAUAUUCCUGUAUUCUGCUGGAUCUCUCUCACUGUUCUUCGGCCUCUACUGGCUCAAAAGAGCAAUGACAAAACUCCCACAACUCUCACAGGGAUGUACACAAGCUUUGUAAUUUCUCAGAUGCAGCAGAUGAAAAAGAAGUACCCUAAAGGUCCUGAACUUAACGACAUUGACAGGUUUUUUUAUGAGCUUAUUUUAAAGCUUGGGAAACUGGCCUUUCGACAGUUGGAGAAAGGAAAUCUGAUUUUCAACAAAAAAGAUCUUGUGGAAUGUGGACUUAAUGUUAGUCACCUGAUUUUUGACAAAAAAGAUCUUGAGAAGUGUGGACUAGAUGACAGAGAAGGGCCAGUGCAAUCUGGGUUAUGCACUCAGAUCUUUCAGGAGGAAAAGGCUGUUUUAACAACAAGUGUUUACAGCUUCGUACAUCUCAGUGUACAGGAAUUUCUUGCUGCUCUUUAUGUAUUUUUGAUGAACAAAGACAAGAAAGCAAACCCAUUUGUUCCAUGGUGGAAAGAAAUGAUACUGAAAUUCUCCAUAAAGCCACAGUUUCAGCUUCAUAAGGCUGCAAUCAACAAGGCUUUAAGAAGCAAGAACGGACACCUGGACCUUUUCCUUCGGUUCCUCCUGGGUCUCUCACUGGAGUCCAAUCAGAGUGACCUGAUGGGACUACUGCCAGGACUGGAACUCAGAACAGAGAGCAUUAAAGACACUGUUGACUAUAUCAAAAAGAAAAUAGAAAAGGAGAAAUCAAUAGAGAGGACUAUCAAUCUCUUCUACUGUCUGAGUGAACUGAGAGAUGACUUUGAGGAGGAAAUCCAGAAGAAUCUGAGCUCAGGAAAUCUUUCAGCACAGAAUCUCUCCUCUGCUCAGUGGUCUGGUCUGGUGUUUGUGCUCCUGAUGUCAGAAGAGGCUCAAGAGAUGUUUGAACUGCAGAAAUACAGAAGAUCUGAUGAAGCAGUGAUGAGACUACUGCCAGUGAUCAAAAACACCAGAAGAGCAUUGCUAUAUAGCUGUAAUCUCACUGCUCAGUGUUGUGGGACUUUGUCUUCAGCUCUACAAUUCUCAAACAUCUUUCUGAGAGAGCUGGACCUGAGUAACAAUGACCUGCAGGAUUCAGGAGUGAAGCUUCUUUCUGAUGGACUGAUGAGUCCAAACUGUCAGCUGGAGACACUGAGAGUUCCCACAUGUAAUCUCACUGCUCAGUCCUGUGAGAGUUUAUCUUCAGUUUUUCAAUCCUCAAACGUCCUGAGAGAGCUGGACCUGAGUAACAAUAACCUGCAGGAUUCUGGAGUGAAGCUGCUUUCUGAUGGACUGAAGAGCCCAAACUGUCAGCUACAGACACUGAGAUUUUUCACUUGUAAUCUCACUGCUCAGUGUUGUGAGAGUUUGUCUUCAGCUCUACAAUCCUCAAAUAUCUUUCUGAGAGAGCUGGACCUGAGUAACAAUGACCUGCGGGAUUCAGGAGUGAAGCUGCUUUCUGAUGGACUAAAGAGUCCAAACUGUCGGCUGGAGAUACUGAGAUUGUCUGGCUGUAUGGUGACAGAGGAAGGCUGUGGUUAUGUGUCUUCAGCUCUGAGUUCAAACCCCUCAUACCUGAGAGAGCUGGAUCUGAGCUACAACCACCCAGGAGAUUCAGGAGUCAAGCUGCUCUCUGAUAAACUCAAGGAUCCAAACUACAGACUGGAAAAACUCAAUGUGGAUCAUGAAGAAGAGAUCAGGAUUACAGCAGGACCACGAAAAUAUUCCUAUCAGUUCACUCUGGAUCUGAACACAGUGAAUAAACUCCAUCUGUCUGAGAACAACAGCGUGAUUACUUACACUGACACAGAGCUCCAGCCGUAUCCUGAUCAUCCAGACAGAUUUGAUCAUUAUGAGCAGGUGUUGUGUAGAGAGAGUGUGUGUGGACGCUGUUACUGGGAGAUUGAGUGGAGUGGGUAUGUGUUUAUAUCAGUGUCAUAUAAGAGCAUCAGCAGGAAGGGAGAGGGUCCAGAGUGUGUGUUUGGAUAUAAUGAUCAGUCCUGGAGUUUGUCCUGCUGUUCCUCCAGUUACUCAUUCAGACACAAUAACGUAGAGACUAAACUCACUGUAAAGCCCAUCAGCAGUAAAAUAGGAGUGUGUGUGGAUCCCAGUGCAGGAACUCUGUCCUUCUAUGGCAUCUCUGACACAACGAGCCUCAUACACACAGUCCAGACCACAUUCACUCAACCGCUCUAUCCUGGGUUUAGGGUUUAUUAUAAUGGAUCAUCAGUGAAACUGACAGUAGAGUAGACUGUAGAGAGAUUAUACCCAUAAUAUUUUGUGCUCCAUGAUAAAUGCACUACAUAUCUGUUAGUGAAAUAAAGAGAAACCCAGAAAAACAGACAAUGAUACAAAGAGAAGAGAGAGGAAAUAUGAGAAAUUUGGUUCAGUCGCUUUGUUUCCCUAAUCUGUUCUCUGUGCAUUUAUACCCUGUGUUAUCACUCAGUCCUGGUCCGUUCUUGUUUAUUGUAAUAGCGUGUUUUGUGGUUCCCGAGUUAUGUUAAAUAAAUUCAUGUUUCCUGUCCUGAAAUUCCUGAAUUUCCUUGAUUCAUACCACCACC